CUCUUGGGGGGGCUGACCAGGAACCCAGUUUCCUGCUCAGUACCCAGACAUUCAGCCCCCAGCUCACCCCCACCCCUUCCAGCCCCCACUCCCCUCAAGAACCCAGGGCUGCGGCCCUCCUCCCAGAUCCCGGUCACCCCUCCCCCACCGGCCUCUCCCCACCAGGGGAUGGAGACGGAGAGACCCCAGGAAGAGGCCGGUGAGCAGGGACACCCUCAGAGUGAGCAGGGCUGGCCCCCUCUGAACUCCACCACUCGGCCUUGGCGAUCCGCUCCUCCGUCCCCUCCUCCACCAGGGACCCGACGUGCAGCCCUGGGGCCCCGCUCGGCCUCCCUACUGUCCCUGCAGACUGAGCUCCUCCUGGACCUGGUGGCGGAGGCCCAGUCCCGUCGCCUGGAGGAGCAGAGGGCCACCUUCCAGGCUCCCCAGAACACCCCCAGCCCAGUUGCAGCCCCGCCCCGGCCCCUCGAGGAAAGAGAGCAGCUCUACAGCACCAUCCUCAGUCACCAGUGCCAGCGGAUGGAAGCCCAGCGGUCAGAGCCGCCCCUACCCCCGGGGGGACAGGAGCUCCUGGAGUUGCUGCUGAGAGUUCAGGGUGGGGGACGAAUGGAAGAGCAAAGAUCCCGGCCCCCCACACACACCUGCUGAGACCAAGGCCCCCAGCCAGCCCCUCCGCCCCCCUGGGGGCGCAGAGCUGGGAGCCCACCAGACGCCUUCCGGCCUGCGCGGCAGGAGAAACAGAGACUGCAGACGCAGGAGCACUCGCAGCCCUCGCGGCCCCCAGCACAUCCCCUGGUCCCGGAGGUGGAGAAGGCAGCCCGCGCACCCCGGUAGUGACCAGGCAGGAAGGCCGCGGAGCUGGCCCCGAGCCGCGUGCGGAUAACCGGAGCAGAGGAUGACUGACUGAGGACCUCGGGACAGAGCCUCUGCCAGCAGGAAGCCAGCCAACGCUCGGCGGGGACCCUGCCCGCGCGGCACUCCGCGCCGUGCCCGGCCGGAGCCCCGCUCGCCUGCUCGCUCGCUCGGGCCACGUGAAUAAACGUGCUUCCCUCCGGA
Molecule: messenger RNA, 1056 nt
Organism: Cavia porcellus (domestic guinea pig)
Lineage: Eukaryota; Metazoa; Chordata; Mammalia; Rodentia; Caviidae
Gene: Gpsm3
Product: G protein signaling modulator 3
Exons: 4
Coding region: 169-648 (159 amino acids)
Biological process (GO): positive regulation of inflammatory response
Molecular function (GO): protein binding; GTPase regulator activity
Source: RefSeq, a predicted model, not a curated record